AUGUUGCUUAUCGCGCGAAAAUGGAGGUCUCGAAAGACCAUGCUCUAUCUUUUCGCUGCGGAAUUUCCCUUUACUGUGGCCGCUCUUGCUCUCUUCGCCAUUGCACAACCAAACACCUACCGCACACGGCUCUGGGCAGAUGGAUACAGCAAUGGCUUCAACAGUUCGCCGACUGAGAUUCUUUACUCAUACGCGAACCAUAGGCCGAUCAGUCCUCCUCUCGUCUGGAGUCAAUUUAUCACCGACUACAAUGUCGUGAUCUCAGUGCUCUCGAUGUUCAUAAUGCUCGUCAAGCCCGUUCUUUUCUUCAUGCGUGCUCUUAUCCCGAUACUCUCUGCCCUGGUCCACAUCUUACAGGUCGUCUUGUAUGCGUAUAGUGCUUAUGGCCAAGCUGCACCCGAUAUGACCGACAAGGGCCAUCCGCAAAGAGGCGCGCCAUGGUACAUUACCAAAAGUUGUAGUGUCGCAUCGGACAAGAAAAACAUUGGUUACUGUAAGCAAGCGAAAGCUAGCUUUGCUGUGACGCUGUGCCUCUUAAUAUUGUUUGCCAUCACGCUAGCGAUCUCACUCCACUCCUGUGUGCCUACCAAAGCAGAGAAGCUUGCUCGAGCAGCCGACGUUGAAGAGACUGAGAUACCAGAAUACUCACCAGAAACGGCCCGACUGGAUGAGCAAGAAUGGGAGAAAAUGCGGUCGCAGGCAGAAUGGGACUACUCACGGGCGCCAGGCACAUCGCAUGCGUUGAACCCUAUGACACCAAGAACAGUGGCAUUCCAGACACUUGAGGGAUGCAGCUCGACGACGUUCUCGAGUACGCUACCAUUCAGAGAGCGGUACGGAGGACCCGAUGGACGAUAA
This is a messenger RNA of Aureobasidium melanogenum CBS 110374, 858 nucleotides long. RefSeq lists its product as uncharacterized. The record is from RefSeq and is a predicted model, not a curated record. Lineage: Eukaryota; Fungi; Ascomycota; Dothideomycetes; Dothideales; Saccotheciaceae. The coding region runs from base 1 to 858 and encodes 285 amino acids. The transcript has 3 exons.